AUGGUGAGGUUUUGGUGGUGGAGACCAGCAGCUCAUGGAAAGCCCAUUUCUUUUGGUGGGUGCUUGGCCCAGCUCCACUUCUUCCACUUCUUGGGCAGCUCUGAGUCUGUGCUCCUGGCCAGGAUGGUCUAUGACCACUACAUGGCCAUUUGCAACCCUUUGCUCUACACCCUUGUCAUGAGCCCAUGGACCUGUCUGCUGCUGGUCCACUGGCUUUGUACAUGCCUUGAUUCACUCAUCCAGUCCCAAGGAGAAAGGUGGAAGCUCUUCUCCCCCUGUGCCUCCCACCUCACCAUUGUGGCACUGUUACAUUCCAGUGCUCGUCAACUAGACACCACCUCCUCAGGAAUCUCCACUCCAAGGCAUGUUCCAAUGACUCUCAUGUACAAUGCAGCUCUGUACCCCUUGAUCUACACACUUAGGAACCAGGAGUUGAAAACUGCCCUGAAAAAAAAAAUUUAG
Molecule: messenger RNA, 462 nt
Organism: Acanthisitta chloris (rifleman)
Lineage: Eukaryota; Metazoa; Chordata; Aves; Passeriformes; Acanthisittidae
Product: olfactory receptor 12D3-like
Biological process (GO): G protein-coupled receptor signaling pathway
Cellular component (GO): membrane
Molecular function (GO): olfactory receptor activity
Source: RefSeq, a predicted model, not a curated record